This is a messenger RNA of Hypoxylon trugodes, 1930 nucleotides long. Its product is annotated as lung seven transmembrane receptor-domain-containing protein. Gene Ontology annotation, biological process: retrograde transport, endosome to Golgi. The transcript is spliced from 8 exons. The record is from RefSeq and is a predicted model, not a curated record. Bases 105 to 1724 code for a protein of 539 amino acids. Gene Ontology annotation, cellular component: membrane; Golgi apparatus. NCBI's taxonomy places the organism in Eukaryota, Fungi, Ascomycota, Sordariomycetes, Xylariales, Hypoxylaceae.
UUGCGUUUGUCCGUACGAAGCGCAUCCAGUAUCCGGAAUAGUGAGGACAGAUCUAUUUGCUAAGGCUGCCUUGCGCGGCGACAACAUAAGUCAACGCAACGAAGAUGAAGAGUUGGUUAUCUACUUUAGGCCUUUUAGGCUUGUCUAUAUCGACGGCUUGGGCAUUGGAAGUACAGCUAGACGCUACGGAAGAGAAUCAGCAGAAAUGUGCUGGCAUGUAUAGUAAAAGCGCAUGGGGUGGUCCGAUAGAACCUUUCAUCGAAACGGUAUUCCCGGAAACCGCUGUCGAAGGCGACCAAGACCCGAUCGUCAGUCUAAUCAUAUUCGAAUGGAAAGACCAGGAUUUGAUUGGUGUCUACCCGAAUCCUGAUGCGUUUCAAAAAGAGUUGAUCUGCCGCGAGGAGACCGUCCAGGCUGGCCUGUGUAACAAUACCGAGAUUGGCGAAUGGAUUUUAUCUCCUAACGCGACUGACAAAUCCGAGAACCUGAUCGUGACCCAAGCCAUAAAGCUCAAAUCCGCGCCCUCUAUCAAGUACCCUAUUAAGAAGACCGGUUACUUCUGUGUUGCGGCGUAUGGACUUAAUACCGAUGAGUUUAUGGGUGUUGUCGAAUUCCGAGAGGCAUAUGGCGAACUUCCUGCUACUCAGAUCCCUAAGUUACCCUUUUACGGCGGGAUAACUAUUCUCUACGCCGUCGUUGCUGUGUUCUGGGGUUUCCUCUACUACCAGCACAGAUACGACAUAUUACCUGUACAGAACUACAUCACUGCUAUCCUCGUCUUCCUAGUUGUAGAAAUGCUCAUGACAUGGGGAUUCUAUGAUUAUCUGAAUAGGAACGGUUCCAACAUUGGAGCUAAGGUUCUCCUUGUGGUAGUAGCCGUUCUCAAUGCCUUCCGUAAUUCCUUCUCCUUUUUCCUACUACUUAUCGUAUGUAUGGGUUAUGGAGUUGUGAAACCUUCUCUAGGAAAGACGAUGGUCUAUGUUAGGUGGUUAGCAAUCGCUCAUUUCCUUUUCGGAUUGGGUUAUGCUAUUACCAGUUUACUAGUUUCACCCGACACAGCUAGUCCCUGGCUCCUUCUCAUCGUACUCCCAUUGGCUGGUACUUUGACCGCCUUCUACGUGUGGACGCUCAACUCGCUCAACUUCACUCUUAAGGAUUUGCGCGAACGCAAGCAAACCGUCAAAGAAUCCAUGUACAAGAAGCUUUGGUGGUGUAUCCUAAUCAGCAUUCUCGUCACCUUCGGCUUUUUCUUCUUCAACUCCUUUUCUUUCGCCUCCGCCUCCGAUCCUGAUUACGUUCCCUUCCACUGGAAGUCGAGAUGGUUCGUUAUUGACGGAUGGCCAAACUUGGUUUAUCUUGCUGAUGUGGCCUGGAUCGCGUAUGUGUGGAGACCCACAGCAAACAACAGGCGGUUCGCGAUGAGUGAUGAAAUUGCUCAAGAUGAGGAUGGUGGAUUUGAAUUUGCUGAUGUUGGCGCUCCGGAUGAUUCGGAUGAUGACGAAGAAGCGCACAUUGGUUCCAAGAUCAACAACACCCGUUCAGCACCAGCAACUGGCUCUACCCCUACUCAGACAUCACAAAGCAGAGCCCCAGCUAAGCCCGAGACACCUCGGGAUUCCUUCGAUGGCGAGACGAUAUUCGCAGUUGGUGAAGAUGGAGAUAAAUUCAGUGAUGACGAAGCUGAUGGUGGCGAGGGAUCGAACUUGGUCGGCGGAAGAAAAUAGUAUUCAAGAUCUAUCCCAAAACCAUCAUAAUCAAAGGGAAAAGAAAUAGGCGAGGCAAGGGUGGUAUCAACUGUAUUUGGGUCACGCACUUUCGUUACCGUUGUACUAUUAUAGACGUCGAUUGCAUGGCGUUGGAUGCUACUGUAUUGCUCCCUAGUGUAGGUCUAGUAUCGAGGUAUGGAAUUAAACCGGCAUGAUUAGGUUGU